Messenger RNA from Nerophis lumbriciformis (worm pipefish), 2149 nucleotides. It is a transcript of the gene lysmd4, whose product is annotated as LysM, putative peptidoglycan-binding, domain containing 4. Lineage: Eukaryota; Metazoa; Chordata; Actinopteri; Syngnathiformes; Syngnathidae. The record is from RefSeq and is a predicted model, not a curated record.
AGGAGCCGGCGAGCAGCCUAAACUGACAGUUGACGGGUAGAAAACAAAGAUGGUGUUCAGCGUUUUCCUGCUCAAAUGAGCGGACUGUUGAAAAUAGGAAUCGGGCAGAGGCUGAAAUAUGCGACGAGGGGAGCAUGCUCCGCAGGCGUUCCAGGCCCCUGUGGACGUCCACGCCAGCGCGGAUGGUCAGGUUUACAUGUUCAACAGUAAAGCUAACGAGUCGGCUACGUCGUCGGACGAAGAGGAGAUGGAGAUGAGACCCCGGGCGUGCUUUGAACCGGAACAGGACCGGCUGAGGAACGUCCACUUGUUGGAACGGGAAGUGUCGGACGAUGACAAUCUCAACAAGCUGGCAUUGCAAUAUGGCUGCAAGGUGGCAGAUAUCAAGAGGGUAAACAACCUCAUCCAGGAGCAGGAUUUAUUUGCACUGAAAUCUAUAAAAAUCCCGGUCCCCAAGCACAGCUUUUUAACAGAGACGUACGUCGACUCUCAAGAAGUAGCUCCGAGUUCCACUUGUACGCCUCAGGAGUGGGACCCAGCCGGGCCGUAUCGACACGAAGUCACAAACUUUCUCGUGGAGGUGGACGACGACGUGGAGAACUUGAUUCAGAUGACGGACGAUCAGGACGAGGAUUUAUUGGAUGACAAACCCAAAAGUUUGGGUAUCAGGGGACCGAAGCUAAAGGGUCUUGGUGCGGACUGGGGCAUCCAGUGGUGGAACGCCGUGGUUGCCAUGCUCUUCAUCGGCAUCGUCCUACCCUUGUUUUAUGCCAUUUACUUCAAAACGAAACACAGUGGGUCAACAUCGCCACCAGAUGGCAGCAUUGCGUCGUCUAUUGUGUCUUCUAACAGCUCAGGGACCACCUUUGGUACCAGUGGACCUCCCCACUCCCAAGAACCAGGAUAGACACUUUAACAUCAAGUGCGACAGAAACAUUUGCGCUUUUGGUUUUAAGUUUGUAAGUUUUUGCAUGUCUUCAAUCUCAUUUGACACAGGAAUGUUUUUUUUCGCUAAUCAGACAUUUCUAAAAUGGUAAAAAAAAAAUAAUAAUCUUGCCUUUUUUUCUGCAGUAAUAUAUUUUAACGUAAGUUUAUUCAGUGUUUAUUUUUAAAUUUUUCUCAGUUUAUUUUUGUCAUCCCUGAAUUCAGUGCCAAGAGUGUGAGCGGUGUUUACAAUAGUAAUGCAGUGCAAUAAUAAUAAUAAUUGUGUAACCACAAGGUAUUUAUGAAACAUACAGGUGAAAUAUUGGAAAUCUUGUGCAAAAGUUCAUUCAUGUCAGCAUUUCAACUUUUGAAUGUGAAACCAAUAUGUAAAACAAACUCAUUACAUGCGAAGUGAGAUAUGUCAAGCCUUUAUUUAUGAUCAUUUUGAUGAUCAGAAUGAUCCGUUUUUGAAAACCCAAAGUUUUAAGCCAUAAUCAUAAAAAGUAUAUCAAAAGAAUAUCUUGAGUUGCAUGUCAUAUUUUAAUGUGUACCUUGUAAAUCUAAUUGCUGGAAUAAAUGAACCUUUGCGCGUUAUUCAAAUUAUUUCAAUGUCACCUGUAAUGCCAAUCAAUACCUGAUGUGUUAUGCCAUAAAAUUUGCCUUAAAUUGUAUAUGCUGAUAUGUGCACCUUUUAUGAUUGUGGAAAACUUCAGGGACUUAACUUUUUGUGUAUACCAGCUGUGUGUGAGCAAGCAUAUUCAUUUUUUGGUAUAUAUACUUUUGCAGGACUUUUAUUUCAGCACUUUUGACACAAACCUGGUGUUUGUUGUCCAACACAAGGCAGUCAAAAAGUCAACACAAUUCUCGAUUCCAAGCGACACCCGCAAUGUAUAAUUUGGUGUAAGAAUUAUAAUGAAACUUUUUCGAAACAGGUUACAGGUCGGAAAAGCCCAUUCUGUUUGCAUGGAAACUGCCUAAAAAUGACUUUUUAAAAAUGUAUUUUUAUUUUAAAAAUAUGUAUAUUUUUGAAAUAAAUGUUUGCAUGGUAGAAAACAAUUGUCCACCCUUAUUGGAUGGUUACCUGAAAGAUGUUACAUGUUCAGAAACCGGAUCUGACUGGUGUAUUCUGUCAGAUUUCCCUUCAAUAUACACUCUUGACGGGACUUUAGAUAAAACUUUUGACAGGUUUUGAGCAAAUAAAUGACGUGUAUUCAUAUAAAAAAUU